UUUACAAUGAUAAGGUGAUGGAAUGAAAAAGUGGGAAAAUGAAGAAAGUUGAAAGCACAGAUAGUGUGUGUAUUCGACAUCUAUGGGAUCACACGACAACUUUCCGGUUUAAUACUUUGUGUCUAGGUACACUGUUCAGACAGAGUGGACUGACACUUGCUCUCGGAGGUGAAGAUGGAAUUAUCAGACUUUAUGACCUGUCCUCUGCUGAUGGAUUAAAAUCUCAACAGACAACAUUGGAGACAAAAAGUGGACCAAUUCAGGCGAUGGCCAUUCAUGAUGUGACAAAGUUUUAUCACAAUGAUCUGAUAGUGGCCGAUUCCUGUGGAAUCAUGACUGUUUUCUGUAGUCAACAGAUCCUGUGUCGACAGAGCAUAGCAGAAUCCAGCAUCAGCUCAAUCCAGGUCGACAAAGACAAAACGGGAAAUAUUGUGAUAGUGAUGAGUACAGAGGCUGGAGUGAUCAGUGGGGUGCUGCCCUCUAGUGAGCGGUGGCGUAUCAACCUCCAUGAUUUGGGUAACAACAUGAACCCAAAGCAGACCGUUUCUGUACGGAGUCUCUUGGCCGCUGAAUUAGUCAACCAACAUGGCCACAUGUCAAGUUACAUCAUGGCCGCCGAUGACAACAAGAACUUGAUUAUUAUCCACCAGGGCACAAUAGUAGCCAUCCUCAAGACAACGUCCAUUAUCACUGCUAUGUGCCAGGGUAGGUUCGUGGCAGAAGACCAACUGCUCCCGUUAGGAAUACCUUCCGGAGGAGGACCCGCCAUCUCGUCACAAGUAGCUCUAGGGUCAGAGAGUGGAGCAGUGUAUAUCUUUCACAACUUCAAUGUAACAGAGGAUGAAUAUGCUAAUACCCAGUACCCUAUCACAAACCUCCGAGCUCUGACGGUCCCAGACAAAGACACCGACCUGCUUCUGUGUACUGGUCACUUCAAUUCCUUAAAUGUCUACUCUGAUGGGAAGAAAGUUGCCCAGCACCAGACACCUGAUUGGAUAAAUUCUCUGGAGGUUGCCGACCUUGAUGGUGACGGAACUAAGGAGGUCGUGUUCGGUUGUCUUGACAACAGUGUCCAUGCUGUCAAAGUUUCUCCAACUUGAAGUACGAUUUUUAAGUGGAAUUUGUGAUGAUCAAAUGAUACAAACAUGUCAACUGUGCGUUAAGAGCAGGCCUCUAAUGUUAUCAGGACAUGUUUGACCUGGACAGUACUGGUCAGUACUGGUCAGAUUCAUUCGUUACUGUUGAAUGUAGACAUACACAAAAGGAGGACAAGACAAACAUUCAUUGAAACAAUUGUGCUGGUCAACUGGUCAACUGGUCAAUUGGGUCAAACAUACUUUGCAAUACUAUAAACACAAGAUAUACUAUUGCCCGUUUUUCUUAAUUAAAAAAAAGAAAAUAAUUUUCUUGUUUAUUGUGCAUUAUGCAGAUUUUAUU
Mizuhopecten yessoensis (Yesso scallop) is the source of this 1437-nucleotide messenger RNA. RefSeq lists its product as uncharacterized. Bases 39 to 1100 code for a protein of 353 amino acids. Lineage: Eukaryota; Metazoa; Mollusca; Bivalvia; Pectinida; Pectinidae. The transcript has 8 exons. The record is from RefSeq and is a predicted model, not a curated record. Gene Ontology annotation, molecular function: protein binding.